GUUCAACCUAUGAUUUUCGUGCAAUUGUUCUCCCCAAAUCUCUCUUCCCGUUCUCUCUUUAUUUUUUUCCCCCUCCUGUCCCCCUCCGCCCUCUGUUUCUCUCUCCUCACUCCCGAUUGGAAGAUGAGCGGCGGGGCAGCUAGGGUUUCGAUCCCGGCGUCGGUGAAGAAGACGAUCCAGAGCAUCAAGGAGGUCGUUGAGAAGCAUGACGACUACGAGAUCUACGCCAUGCUCAAGGAGUGCGCCAUGGAUCGCGACGAGGCCGUUCACAGGCUCCUCCUCCUAGGUCAAUUCCAUGAGGUUAAAAGGAAGCGAGACAAGAAAAAGGAGAUUGAUUUGUGGAGCUUCAUGGCUAUUUGAUGGAAGAGAAGUGCUGCAACAAUGUUUGAUUUGAGAAAACAGGGAAAGUAAGAGGAAAGGAAAAAAGAGGAUAAAAAAAAUGUAGGAGAAGAAUGGAUGUUGGAUGCACUCUGUUGUGUGACAUCAACCUUGUACAGAGAAAAUCUAGGCAGAGAGCUAAGAGAGCAAUAAAGAUACAGCUGAUACUAGAUGGAGGACAGGGGGGCAGGGUCGAGGAAGGGGUCGGGGAAAUUUUUCUCCACGUUAUAUGGAACAUGCUCGGGCAGGUGUGGUUGCUGAAAAGAGUACAAUUUCCCCAAAAGAGAACGGAAUAGAUCAGAGCAGAAAUAAAGGCCAUUUAUCUUAUCCAUCCAUCAGUCCUGACUCUGAGAACAAAUCAAGCUCUUCAGCUACCCUGGUGAAUGGUCCCAGCAGUGUUAUUGUUUCAGUCAAAGAACAUGGUGCCUCUAAUGGUAAUAAAACAGGCCCCAUCCCAUCAGACCUAGUUGUAUCAACGAGAAAAUCAGACUCGUCUGUAUCAGGAGUGUGUGCUUCGGCUUCUGACCCAGUUCUGGUGCCGUCUGUUAAUGUAUGCAGCCCUAAUAAAGCUGGCACUAUCAAACGUGUCGUAGGAAGUCAGAGAACUGUUGGUGAGAUAUCCUUUAACAAGGUUGCUUCUCAUGAUAAAUCCGAAACUGAAUUGUCAUCUGUUAGUGGUAAAGGUAUGUCUCAAACUGCUGCUGCAUCUUCUCAUGGUCGUCCCAGUAGUAGACCGUCUUCAAGUCAAUCACAGAAAUUAAGUGGUUCACAGAAAGGUGCUGGUACAAACAAAGAGUGGAAGCCAAAAUCAACAAAUGCAAUUCCUGCUCAAGUGCCUGGGAUUUCCGGUACUUCUGAUGUUAGAUCUAUUCCUGCUGAUGCUGUUACUCUAUCACUGCCUGCAUCAAAUUCGAUGCCUACGGAGGAAACUAAUUUGAAUGUGGAGGAAAAGCUCAAUUACUUAAAGUUAUUGGACAGGCAACAUGUUAUCAUUCCAAACCACCUGCAGGUCCCAGAAUCUGAAAAAUAUGUACUCAGUUUUGGGAGCUUUGAUGUUAGUUUUGAAGAAGCUGUGGGUUUUGUGAAUGGUCUAGCGAGUGUUAGGAACUCUACACCAUCUGGCUCUGAUUCGUCUCAGGAGGUUGAGCAAUGUGUGGAGGAGCCUUCUUCAAGCAUUCCUAACGGAUCCUCAACUAUCGAAGGAGCUGUGGAUUUGGAGCAUCAACAGUCACCCAAACAAAUAUCAGAAAACUUACCAUUGAGGGAUUCAGAGAGGCCCAACAUUUCUGAGAAGGCAGAAGAGAAUCAUUCCAGAGAAGACACUGCCUUGGCUCCGGAGGUCCCACAACAGUCUGUUGUUCAAAUUACACCAUCUUAUUCUAACUUUGGAUUGGUACCUCCUGUGCUUGGAAAUCAGUUGGCUGCCUUUGAAGGUUCAGAGGCACAGGCACAUGACACCAGCCGCUUAGUGGUUCAGCAACCAUUCGAUAUGCCCCCAAGUUAUUAUACCCAUUCUUAUCAGCCCACUGCCGGUACUGGCGGUCGAUUCUCUCCUUUUGUUGUGCCUGGUGCUGCAACUAAGUACGGUGAUAAUAUUUCAGUCCUACCUACUCAGACCAGUCAGCCUACUCAAGAGAAUGGAAACUCGGUGGUCCUUCCUUCAUCUGCGUCAACUCCUCCUCCCACCCAAGCUACAGGCCUGGUACAAAGUUCCAUUCCUAUUCCACCACAACCACUCCCUGUCUUUCGCCAACCUGCUGGUGUACAUAUGCCACACUAUCCCACCAACUACAUUUCAAACAGUCAGUACUUUUCCCCCUGGUUCUAUCUUCCUCCACCUACCCUUCACCAUUUCUUGAGUAAUGGCGCCGCAUUCCCUCAACAACCUCCAAGCGGGAGCUUAUAUGCACCUGGUGUUGCUACUCCUGCUACUGGUGUCAAAUACUCUGUGUCUCAGUACAACAAACCUGUUUCUAAUGUUGGUAAUCCGACCCAUAUUGGGGUGCCUGCUGGCUAUGGGACGUAUAGUAUGAACCCAGGAGGUUAUAAUACUAGUUCUGCUCCGGCCAGUGGAAGCUCAGUUGGAAAUGAUGAUCUCAGUGCAUCAAAUAUCAAGGAUAAUAAUAAUGGUUAUAUUACCGCACAGCAGGCUAGUUCCUUCUUCGGCCUCGCUCCCCAGGGACAAGCUGUGGCUUUUGCACCAGCACAAGCCGGUCUUGGUGCUUUCGCUGGAAUCUACCACCCGACUCAGACCGUUCAUCCUCUAUUGCAACAGCCUCAGACUGUAGGUGGAGCUGUUGAAAUGGUGGGCCCCCCUUCUGCUGUUUAUCAACAGCCACAACGUUCGCAGAUUAACUGGGCCAAUAAUUACUGAGAAAAGAAAUUUAGCAAAAGAUACCUAAUUUUGCCAGUGACAUUUAUCGGCUAGUUCUUUGGCUUCUUCAGAUCUCGGAAGAUAUUCAUAAUGCAGCAUAUAGAGAGGUGGCCUGAUCGAAAGGGUGUAUAUAACUUUAUUUACAUAUUAAAGGCCCAAAUUGCGGGAAAAAGGUUUGGGAUUUUCCAAAUUGAAAUAGGUCGAUCCACUGACUACUAUUUCUAGGGACCAUUUUUAAGUUAGUAAAGAGAUCUUCGUCGGGAUCCUUUUUAUUUGCUUAUUUCCGCUCUUGUUGUCACUUCCUCUCUCUUCGAAAGUUCUGUGGGUGGUGAAGUGCGGUUUUUCUCUUUCUUUGUCCAUUCUUACGAGUUUACUUGUGGGGAAACUUAUGCUAGGUAAGAAAUUUAAGCCUCAAGUGGGAUUUUCAUUCUUUCGACUCUCUUACCUGUAAAAGUAAAUUUUGAUUCAGUACGACGAUGUACCAAAACCAAACUGUUGUACCUGGUGUAAUGGAAAUAGCAACACAUUCACUUAAUUCUCAUGUUCUUAA
Messenger RNA from Ananas comosus (pineapple), 3302 nucleotides. RefSeq names its product GBF-interacting protein 1-like. NCBI's taxonomy places the organism in Eukaryota, Viridiplantae, Streptophyta, Magnoliopsida, Poales, Bromeliaceae. The record is from RefSeq and is a predicted model, not a curated record. The coding region runs from base 608 to 2752 and encodes 714 amino acids. The transcript has 12 exons.